Molecule: messenger RNA, 2250 nt
Organism: Humulus lupulus (European hop)
Lineage: Eukaryota; Viridiplantae; Streptophyta; Magnoliopsida; Rosales; Cannabaceae
Product: receptor-like protein EIX2
Exons: 2
Coding region: 1-2250 (749 amino acids)
Cellular component (GO): plasma membrane
Molecular function (GO): protein binding
Source: RefSeq, a predicted model, not a curated record
AUGACGAUGAUCAGAGUUUUCGUUCUUUUGUUUGUCGUAGCCACGUGUCAAUACUUUGCGCUUGGAAAUACUGAUUUUACCAGAGCCACAAAUUGGUUUCAAUCAUUCAAAACAGCCUCCUCCCUAUCAUUUUUGGCAAUGUCUAAUUGUGUAUUACCACAAGUAGAUAUCUCAUCUCUUUCGCAUUCCAAUUCAUCCUCUAAUUCUCUCACAGAUCUUUCCAUUGUGACGAGUUUCGUACACCCCACAACAGUUCCUUGGUUGCUCAAUAUAAGCACCAGUCUCGUUAAUCUUUCACUAUCUGAUAGUGACAUUAAAGGAACUCUUCCAAAUUCUUUUGAAAACAUGAGAUAUCUCAAGAAAAUUGCUUUGUCGGCCAAUGAAUUCGAAGGUGGAAUACCAAAAUCGUUGGGGAAUCUCUGCAGUCUUAAAUUUCUAUGGUUGGAAAUCAACAAGUUCAACACAACACUCGAUGAUGUUUUUAAAAGCCUCAACGGCUGUGCUAGAAACUCAUUGUAUAUUAUGGAUCUGAGUAAGAACAACUUGAGAGGUUCUUUUCCUGAUGAUUCAAAUACAUUUCCGACCCGUCUACAAUAUUUAAGCAUCUUUGACAACCACCUCGAAGGACCCAUACUGACCAAUCUUUCAGUGUUGUCAGACCUUAGAGUAUUGUUUGCCAAUAAUAACAGGUUCAAUGGCACUAUACCUGAAAGUAUUGGUGAGCUCCAAUAUCUCGAGGAUUUCGAUUUCUCUGAUAACGAUUUCUCUGGCCUUGUCUCAGAAGUUCACUUCCGUAAACUUUCCAAUCUAAAGGAACUGUACUUAUCUCGGAACAUGUUAACAGUGAAAUUCGAUCCCGCUUGGGUUCCACCCUUCGACCUAUUCUCCGUUAAGUUGAUGUCCUGCAAGUUAGGUCCUCAGUUUCCCAGUUGGCUUCGAAACCAAACAAAUAUUUCUAUUCUUGAUAUUGAAAACAGCGAAAUUGAUGAUGUUAUUCCUGAUUGGUUUUCCAACCAUGCUUCGAAAUUGCUGAAUCUAAAACUAGUCAUGAAUCAAAUUCAUGGCUCAAUCCCACACUAUCUGUCUAGUGUGCCAGUGUUAUAUCUCUCUAGUAAUCGCUUUGUUACUAUCAAAGAUUUUGUUUGUCAAGCAGUGUCUGACAAAACAGAAGUUCUUGAUGUUUCUAAUAACUUGUUAUUCGGAAGCCUCCCUGAUUAUUGGGGGAACAUGAAGUCUUUGAAGCUUCUCAUGUUAAACGACAACAAUUUUUCUGGAGGGAUCCCAAGCUCAAUGGGCUUUUUGAAUAAAAUUCAGUAUUUAAAUCUGAGGCACAACAACUUAUCGGGAGCUUUACCUUCAUCAAUGAACAAUUGUGCAUAUCUUCAGUUUCUUGAUUUGGAGGACAAUUCGUUGGAAGGAGAAAUACCAACAUGGAUGGGGGAAGGACUUACAAAUUUGUUCAUCCUGGGGCUUAAAUCAAAUAAAUUUUAUGGAAGUAUACCAUCAAAUUUAUGUCACAUUCGUUCCAUUCAAAUUUUAGACCUUUCAAUGAAUGCUCUGUCUGGAGAUAUUCCUUCGUGCAUAAACAAUUUUACACAUAUGAUGGAUAAUAGUACUCAAAAGAUGGUGUUUACCCAUUGGUUUGUUAUCAAGAGGAGGUCUGAAUACCAGUUUCGGGAUUUGGAGUUAUUGAAACUCAUCGAUCUAUCAAGCAAUAAACUAUCUGGUCAAAUACCUGAAGAACUAACAAAUCUGGUUGAAUUGGUUCAACUAAACUUAUCAAGGAACCAUUUAUAUGGAACAAUUCCAAGGGAGAUUGGUAAGAUGAGCAACCUACAAGCACUGGAUUUCUCCAACAACAAUCUUUCAGGUACAAUUCCCACAAGCUUCGAGAAGCUAUCGUUUUUGGCAAACCUGGAUUUGUCAAAUAACAAAUUCUCAGGAAGAAUCCCUACGACCACUCAACUGCUAACCUUUAAUGCUUCUUCAUUCAUCGGAAACAUUGGACUUUGUGGUAAUCCUCUACCAAACUCAUGCUCCAAGAGUAACUCACAUCAUUCAACUAACAUUAAUGACAGUGUUGUUAAUGGUGGUAAAGAAUGGUUUGACAUGUCAUGGCUUAAAAUGGGAUUUGGAGCUGGAGUUGGAGUUGGGUUCGCUGGAGUUUCUGGUUAUUUUUUGUUCAAUAUUUCUUGGAAACUAGCCUUUUUCCAAUUCUUAAAUAUAGUGAAAUUGGUUCUACAUGGAUGA